This is a messenger RNA of Cottoperca gobio, 1874 nucleotides long. RefSeq lists its product as uncharacterized. The coding region runs from base 46 to 1206 and encodes 386 amino acids. The transcript is spliced from 6 exons. NCBI's taxonomy places the organism in Eukaryota, Metazoa, Chordata, Actinopteri, Perciformes, Bovichtidae. Gene Ontology annotation, cellular component: membrane. The record is from RefSeq and is a predicted model, not a curated record.
CCUGCCCUUUUAUGUGCCACCUGCUAUCAUUGCUCUGCUGCAUUCAUGGUUUGCUGCUCCUGUCAAACUGUUUCACAAUCGUUGACAUUACGUGCAAACAAUUUGAGUCGACUGAAAAUGCUUCUUCUUCUGAGUUGUUGGAUUAUUGCAGGGAUUACAACAGAAGUACCACCAAUGAGGCACUAUCGGGUGAAAAACAGCUCAUUAUGUUUACCAGUUGUAACAUCACCACCAUAUCAACAAGAUACGUGGUCUUUUAACAAGAACGUUAUUGUUUUAGAUAAAAACAUCACACCCAAUUACAAAGACAAAGUGUAUUAUAAUCCAGGAAACCAGUCCUUGUGUAUCAAAAAGAUCACUGAGACUGACCGUGGCAUCUAUACAUUUACAUUCAUUCAUUUAAUUAAUUCUACAUUCCAAACAUCAACUGAGACCCACAGACUAAUUGUUGAAGAAACUGUUCCCAGGCCUGUCAUUAGGCUGUCACGACUGCACUCUAACCUGUCUGCUGAAUUCUGCAACAUCGCAGUCAACUGCUCCAUCCGGGAUGACUGGGUGCGUUCAGUCUGUGAUAAUAACUGCAUAACAUCUCAGAGAUCCUUAUUCUGGAAGUUCAACAUCAUCAUCCUCACCGACGGCAGAUCUGUUGUCUGCAUUGGCAGCAACCACGUCAGCACAACAAAUGUUUCUGUAAGCAUAGAGGCAAUGUGCUUUGGAAAAUCUAAUCAUCCACCCACUGUAAUAUUUAUAGUUAUUGUAGUGUGUGUAGCCCUCUGUGCCUUUGCUUUCUGUGUGGCUAUGGGGUUCUUUUCAACACAAUAUUGUCACAAUCAGACAUCUACUGCUCAGAUGAUACAAAGCCAGCCAGCGGAGGCACAGCCAAACUCUGUGCCGAGAGUCUCCACCUCUUCUUCCAGUCAAGCUGAGGCCUCUUAUGAAAACGUGGCUGCCCCACAGCCCUGCCAGACCAGCAGCCCAACAGUCAGCCCAAGAGAGGAGUCUGAGCAAAGUCAGAAAGUAGAUACCUUCUACAGCGUUUUACACACUCCAAAGGUGACUUCCUCUCAAGGCGAGAGUGGAGAUACGAAAGGACACACGGACAUACAAGAGGCACCGACUUCACAGUAUGUCACACUGGAUGAGACGGAGCACCCUGCGCAAAUUGACACGGUGUACAGUGUGUUGCAAAAGCCAAAGAAAAUCUGAAGUCACAGCACCACCAACAGGUUGCUUCUGCUUCUGCUCGUGUCUGUACAGACUAGAGAUGCAACUUUCCUUGAGGAUUCAAAUAAGCCUAUGACCCUAAUCACAAAAUGUCUACAUUGUUCAUGUGUCGACAUACACGGAACAACAUACUGUACGUAAAGAGCUGGAAGAGGAGACACCAAUUUGUAGGUGAGGAUUUGUUAUUGAGGAUAUUUUGUUUGAAAUAGCCAGAAAUGACCACAUGGGGCUGACAUACUACCCUAAUUGAUGCCGACAUAACAAACUCCUUUUUAAAGUCUGGGACUGGGGCUGCUGUAGUUAUGUCUGAGGAAUCCCCUUUCCUAGCUUCUUGAAAUGUUCUGGAUUUUUUUUAUUUUAAUUUAGACUUUCAAGGUCAUUAUGUCUUUUUUCUUCUUCUUUUUUUGCGUAGCUGUUAGGCCCACUUCCUGUAUUUAACUGCUUUUCUGAGGCAAACUCUGCACUGUUGAGGCCAAUAACUGCGAACAUGUCUGUUGACUUCUGCCACUUCUCAAACCCACAUAGUGUGAAAUGAUGGAAAACAUGAGGAAAAGCUAAUGGAAAAUAAUACCAAAGUUUCAUAACAAAACGAGUCCUUUCAGAUGGGAUGACUCACAUUACCCAUCACAAUAAAGUGGCGUUAAAUGUGA